Messenger RNA from Prunus mume (Japanese apricot), 1215 nucleotides. NCBI's taxonomy places the organism in Eukaryota, Viridiplantae, Streptophyta, Magnoliopsida, Rosales, Rosaceae. The record is from RefSeq and is a predicted model, not a curated record.
AUGAGCCAGGCACCGCUGCUAUCGAAACCGCUCCCAGGAGAAGUGCUACUCCUAUACCUUUCAGUAUCAAACACUGCCGUUAGCUCGGUAUUGAUACGGAAGCCGGAGAAAGCAGAGCCACAAAUUUUCUAUGUCAGCAAGGAACUCCAAAGCGCAAAGCUUCGGUACCCACCCUUAGAGCAGUUAGCACUGGCCCUGGUCGUCUCGGCACGAAGGCUUCGCCCAUACUUCCAGGCGCACGAGAUCACUGUUCUAACAAACCAGCCCCUUUGGCAGGUACUCCAAAAGCCAGAAACGUCGGGCCAAUUGGUCAAAUGGGCAAUCGAGUUGGGGGGGUUUGACAUACAGUUCAAGCCAAGGCCUACAGAAAGAGGUCUGGCCGUCGCCGACUUCAUCUCUGAGCUCACACCUGCGCUAUCGGAAUCACCCUUUCCGAGCGUUAUCCUCACUGCGUCAGAGAGAACGGACGCCGAGCGCUUCGACACUUCCGUUCCUCUCUCGAUUCUGCAUGUGGACGGCUCGGCAAACCAGCAAGGCUGUGGUGCCGGCUUGGUGUUAACCACUCCGGACGGUGGCAAAGUUGAGUAUGCCCUCCGAUUCAACUUUCGGACCUCCAAUAACGAGGCAGAGUAUGCCCUCCGAUUCAACUUUCGACUAGCCGAGAGCAUGAGCGCGAAACAAAUCAGCAUUCACAGUGACUCCCAGCUCAUAGUGAAUCAGAUAAUGGCAGACUUCGUAGCGAAGGAUGCCUCUAUGUUAGCCUACCUAUCGACAGCUCACCAACUACUGAAAAAAUUCCAGGCCUACGAAAUACGGCAGAUCCCCAUGUCAGAAAACAGCCACGCCGAUGCGCUCUCGCAUUUGGCUUCGGCGAUAAAUGACAAGAUCGGAAGGAAGGUACCGGUGGAGAUAUUAUCCCAACCAAGCACGACAGCUGCUGAGGUAUGUACCGUUCGGUACGAGGAUACAUGGAUGUCUCCAAUCUAUGAUUUCCUAGCAAACGGAACCCUCCCUACCGAUAAGUGCCAAGCCAGGAAACUCCGUUACCGAUCGGCAAGAUACACGGUCAUCAACGAUAUUCUGUACAAACGAGGCUAUACGACGCCGUAUCUAAAAUGCCUAACCAAGGAACAGGGGGACUACAUCCUUUGGGAGGUCCACAGCGGAGUCUGCGGUGAUCAUUCGGGAUCCCAAUCGCCGAUCACUCGCACAUAA